Micromonas pusilla CCMP1545 is the source of this 1080-nucleotide messenger RNA. RefSeq lists its product as uncharacterized. The transcript has a single exon. NCBI's taxonomy places the organism in Eukaryota, Viridiplantae, Chlorophyta, Mamiellophyceae, Mamiellales, Mamiellaceae. The coding region runs from base 1 to 1080 and encodes 359 amino acids. The record is from RefSeq and is a predicted model, not a curated record.
AUGUCUUCUCCGCGUGCGUGUACGCUGUCGUCGUCGUCGCGGCGGUUCAGGCGCGUUUUAGAUUGUUUUCCAUACGAUCCCGUUCGCGCGUUGCGCGUCGUUUUUAAGUCUACUCUAAUAAGGACUUUUCCCGUCGUUCAGGCGCGGCCGUUAGAACCGUUCCGGAGACGCGGCCGUUCGAAGGUGAAGGUUCCGAUUUCGAUCGAAGAGAACGCCGCCGCGGUCGCGGCGACGCUCAGACGACGACGCGUUCGAGCGUUCUGGGUAUCGUUCGUCGUAAUUCCUUUCCUCCCCGCGUCGAACGUCUUCUUCUACGUCGGCACAUACAUAGGCGAGGUGCGUUUUAGACUGCUUUCCGUGCGACCCCCCUCGCGCGUUGCGCGUCGUUUCUCAAGGACUUUCUCACUUCCUACGCAGCGGUUGCUGUACGUCCCGUCCGUGGGCGCGUGCGUCCUCGCCGCGGACUUUCUCGAGGCGCUGUCUCACUCUCCCCGCGGAAGCUUCUCCGGUCGAGGAGAAAGCGGAGGAGGAGGAGGAGGAGUCCUUAAGGAUCGGCGUUCACCACGCGAACGGGGUCGUAUGGGAAGCAGUCUCGGAGAAAGCGGAGGCGGAGGAGAUAAAGUCCUUAAGGAUCGGCGUUCACCACGCGAACGGGGUCGUAUGGGAAGCAGUCUCGGAGGAGGAGAAAGCGGAGGCGGAGGAGGACUCGAAAGCGAAAACAAACGAAAACGAAAAAGGCGACGACGCCUGUCGUUCGCGUCGUCCGUCGCCUCCAAGGCGCUCGCGGCGACGGCGCUCGUUCUCGCCGCCGCGAAGACGACGCGUCGGAACCUCGCGUGGAAGAACGACGCGACGCUUUUCGCCGCCGCGCGCGAGACGUGCCCGAACAGCGCGAAAACGUUGGUGAACCUCGGGAUACUUGGUGAGAGAAGCGCACUGGUUCCCAUACGACCCCGUCGGCGUGGUGAACGCCGAUCCUUAAGGACUUUUCCCGGCGUCUCUCUCCGCCCACGCCUCGCUUUCAAUACCCGCCCUCGACGCCUUUCAACUCCACCACUGACGCCUUUCAACUCCGCGUGA